This is a messenger RNA of Mauremys reevesii (Reeves's turtle), 2473 nucleotides long. RefSeq names its product syncytin-B-like. The transcript has 3 exons. NCBI's taxonomy places the organism in Eukaryota, Metazoa, Chordata, Testudines, Geoemydidae. The coding region runs from base 1023 to 2159 and encodes 378 amino acids. The record is from RefSeq and is a predicted model, not a curated record.
GGGGCUUUUUUAGGGGAGUUGAAAGCAGUAAUGGUUUAUUCACAAGGGUUACAGAUGCCUUUCUUAGUGGAAGCAGAACGAGUUCUUGAAUAACUGGUGGUAACAGCAGCAAUAUCUAUGAAAAGAUCAUAGAUGUGUGUGCCUCUGGAAGAAGAGGGUGGAAGAGAGGGGUGAAGGAUUUGCAUUUAAGAAGGGAGGCUAGAUACAUUUCUUUGUGGGAGGAGGAAAAAUGUAGGGUGGAAAUAAUAAUAGUGUAGAUAUAGUUGGUGAUCUCAUGAAGAGAAGUGAUUAAUCAGUUCCUGGAGCAACAAAGUGAAGAGAGCAGCUAUUUAAGCAGCUUGGGUUUAUGUGAAUCUUCAGAGAGCAGGUUACGAUUCCAGUUGCAUCUGAGCUGAAGUCUCUACAGAGUCUGCUAUUUUUGGUAGCAGUGUGGAGCAGCAACAAAAGAGGAAGUGUGGUGGGAGAACGUGGACAGCCCCGUUGGGGGCGGCUCCACGGAAACAGACUGACUGACUCGGCUCCGUCAUUACUACAUCUGGUGACCCCGACGUGAUACCCCCUGCUCAUCGGCUGGAACAGCCCCCGGUGCACGGACCUCCGCUAGAAAAGCUUCAUUUCGUCCGUUGUGGGUCCCUGCCAAGAAUGUGCGACCGUGGCACAAUGAUGUGGCAUCAAAGCCUCAAGAACCCGAUACCCAACUUUAAUCUGACCCUAACCGAGACCUUUCCAGUGUGCCGAGCCACAAAGAUGGCACCAAAGGUUACCUGGGGGCAGGUGAAACGACUGGCGCAGCAGGCUCAGCAAAUGCUGGAGAAUAACAAGGCCAAGCCUACCCCCGAAAAUUUUACUGUUGCUAUUUUUGCUUGUUUAAUUGCUAAUUCUGUACCAUAUUGUUGUGUUGUUUUUGUGUGUCAUUGGUUGGGGCCGAACCCGAAUUGCAUAGCCGCAUGCGUUAUAAUAUAUGGGCUUGACUUGCGAUCCUUGCCAAUCAAUCUUCCUUUUGUUUACAGCAGGCCCCUGAGAUGUAUGGCCUGCUGGGCACCUGCCUGGUCCCAGUAUGUAAGGCACCAGGCGAUGCUGCAGAUGCAUUGGGGAUGUUGAAUUUUAUGAAUGCCACCGAGAUUCAAUAUUCUUUUAUGAGCCUGUGGGGCCAAGCCACUUAUGUGAAACCCGCGGGUGCCUUGUCCCUUUUUACCCCACGGGUAGCCAAUCAUGCCAAUUUGACCUGUGCACGGAUGGUUAAUUGCACACGUCACAAGCUCCCAAAAGGAUGCUUGCGGGUGGAUACCCCAGGAUGGAAUUGUACGUGCUUUCAAAAUGUGUCCAGCAAUUACGGGCACAUCGCGUUACCGGAGGGUUGGUUUUUUACAUGUGGUCAGAGGACUUUUAAUUAUAUUUUGGCCAAUAUUUUAGAAGCUCAAUGUUGCCUAAGUAGGCUCACAUUGAUACUCCCCACGAGGUCAGUGUUGACUGAUUCCCGCACUAAUGAGACCCGUACCCGAUGCCGGCGAAGCUCAAUUACCAUGAGGCCAGAAUACAAUGCCCAUGUCAGCCUUUUCAGUCAGGCCGAGUACGUUUCUCUGGCCGUUUCCUUGGUGGGUCUCCCUGCGUUAGGAGUAGCCAAUCAUCAACAGCUCAGUCGAUUGGCAUGUGCCCUAGCGAAAAAUAUUAAUUACACAUCUGCUGCCUUAGCCUUGCUGAAUCAAGAACAGGAGGAGCUUCGCAAUGCCAUAUUAGAUAAUAGAGCAGCAAUUGAUUAUCUGCUAUUGCUUAGCCAUGUGGGUUGUGAAGAGGUAUAUGACAUGUGUUGUUUUAAUCUGACAGACAAUUCUAAACGGAUUCAAGCACACAUAGAUAACCUCCAAGAAUUGGCACAACACAUUCAGCAGUACAGGAACCCAUCAUGGUGGGAUAACCUUUGGGCGUGGCUACCAUCCAUGGGAUGGGUCCGAACUGUUCUGCAAUAUGUUUUGAUUGUUACCGCCUGCUUGAUUGGUUUUUGUUGCUUAGCUCAGUGUAUUCCUAACAUAAAUGGGCUGUGUUUUACACCCUCUCGGCGCAAACCCCUGCCUACACCCCAAGCCGUCAUGUAUGCCUAUAAAAUCCUGAAACAUGCGGACCAGGCACGGGUCGAUAAAACAGAAAAGGAGGGGAUGUAGGAACGUUACAUUUCCUAAGCGCUAAGGGGGUUGGAAUGCCGCCCCUGGAUUUAGAGCGGCUGAAAUGGUUCCCACACUCCCCCCACACUUCCGGUCAGGAGGUACAUAGAUUAGCGCUGAUAAAGUGUGUAUUUCUGGAGUACAUAGUGCAAAAGCACCAACCAGACGAGGGGGCAAGAUGUUGGCUUUAGUUUGUACAUGCGUAUAAUAGCAUGAUUUAUAUAACCACUUAUAAUAAAUAGACAUGGACAGCCCCGUUGGACAGAAACAGACUGACCGACUCGGCUCCGUCAUUACUACAUUAUUGUAUUACA